UUUGACUUGCCUGGGAAAGUUGUGCUAAAAGGCACAAAAGAACCGAGGACUUUAAGAACAUCCCACCACGGUGCGCCUACUUCACAAACUCACAUUGUUCUCUCCGCGCAGAGCGCGAUCAGACUGUCCAUCUUGAGAGGAGUCGGCAUUUGAUAGAUUGUUGUUCGGCUUUGUGAAGAUAAGAUGGAAUGGAGGAGUUAACGAGACAGAUGGACUUCUCAGGAGGCUUGUCAGAAGAAAAUGUUGUCACAGAAACUAUAACUUCCACGACCAGACUGACUUCUCUGCCACCAAAGGGAACCAGCGGAUCAAAUCACAGGAAUAUGUCCAGCAGUGCUGGAGGGCUGAGCUUGGAGAAGAAUGUCUUAACCCUGAACAGUGGAACUUAUUUCAGUUCAUCCUCUGUAGGUGUUAAUACCAGCAACUACAGCUCCUCCUCAGGAGUUUACCUUGGUGGAGACUCCUCAGGAGGAGGUGAUGGAGGGGGGAGCUACAUAGAUGGAGAAAGCUAUGGAAGCGGAGGCGUUGUUGGCAGCAGUGGUUCUGGAGGUGGCAGUUAUCACGUGAGCUCGGUGUCAAAGGUCAGGACCAGCUCGUCUGGUGGGGCCAGGAGAACGCAGGCUACCGGCUCAUCACGAGGCCUGUCGCCAGCUUUCCGGGAGAGGAAGACCAUAAGCAGUCGCUCAGGAGGUUACGACGGAAGUUCCAGUGCAAAUUCCUCUCCAGAAUUUACACGCAAAGAUUAUGGCAACUAUUGCUCCAGUGCCACGCGAGGGAGGAGUGAAAGCAGAGAGAGCGAGAUCAGAGCCAGAUUACAAAGUGCCUCCCCCUCAGCUUCCAGAUGGACGGAGUUGGACGACGUGAAGAAGCUACUGAAGGGUCGCUCUAGCAGUGUCAGCCCCACUCGCUCCUCCACCACUCUGCCUGUUCCCAAGAAGGCCGGCGUGGAAACCAAGACUGUCUCUGUGGCCUCUCAGUCGGUGUCAACUUCGUUUGGCUCUGGUGUGACGUCAGCUGGAUUCAACACCAUUGAUGCAUCUGGCGUGUAUGAUAAUGGGCAGUUUGAUACUGGUGUGAAAACAGGUCAAUAUGAUAUCAGUGUGAAAUCAGGGCAUCUGAGUUCAGGACAGUACGGUACUGGUGUAAAAUCAAGCCAGUAUGAUGCUAGUGUGAGUUCAGGACAGUACGGAACUGGUGUAAAAUCAAGCCAGUAUGAUGCUAGUCUGAAAUCAGAGCAGUACAGUGCCGGGGUGAGAUCCGGCCAGUAUGACACUUCCACGCUGGAUGCUCUCCUUCCAUCUUUCUCCUGGUCCACCGCCACCCUGCCCUCCUCCUCCACCACGGUGGUCACUGGCAACGCCAGCAGCUACACGUACCAGGCGGGCAACAACAACAUGGGAGGAUCCUCACCCCUCAGCGCCACCUCACCCUCGUCGCUGUCAGUUUAUGGCUUUCAGAAUAAUCUGGCGCCCACCUCUGGCAGUGUCCUCACCACCAAUGGCGCUAACGUCAAUGCUCAUUUGGGAGGUUAUGGAGUUCAGAAGAAUGUGUCAAACGGUGGUGGUGUUGUCAGCACUGGAGUCUCUACAACCACUAGAUCCCAAACUGAAGAUGCAUAUAAGAAAGAUUAUAAGUUCCUGAUCUCUGAAAAGGAGAACGUUCCAGCCAGAAGAGAUGCAGAGAUACUCAUUUUGGCCAAAGACAGUGGCAAGCAGUUCACCACCACUGGCAGCAGCGUUCAUUUAGGAGGAGGCUCACUUUCAGGAGACUCCAUAAAAAAAGAGAAGCUUAUUUCAAGCUAUAGUGAGACGGCGCCACUGAAGACAGAGAGCGGCAACACUUACUAUGGGUCGUCUGGAGUUGUAAUGAAAGACAAAGCCACCUAUGCAGAGAUUCACAGGGACAGCGGCAUCUUUGGAGGAGGAGGAUUUUGCUGCUGCUCUGACGCAUGCUGCUCCUGGUGGAAAUGGCUGCUGGGUCUUCUCCUUCUCUCCUUGCUCCUGCUGGGACUCCUCUUUGGGCUCAUUGCAUUAGCUGAGGAUGUGAGAAAGCUGAAGAAUCGAGUGGCUACUUUGGAGGCUGCAUCCUCAGCCGCUACUGCUCAGACCAGUCGUCUGUCAGGUACCAAUGACAUCAACGCCUAUGUGGAUGGUGCAGGUGGCAGCCGCACUGACAUACACCUAGCUGCUGGAGGAGGCUCAGGCUCUGGUACCGGAACACGAAUCAGAGUUGGUGGUGCCGGUGGCUCCCACAGUGGAGGUGGAAAUGCCAUUGACAUCGGCACUGGAAGUAGCUCUGGGGCUGCCGGUGGUGCCACUGGGGCCGGUGGUGCCAGCAGUGCCAGUGGGACCAUUGGAGUCAGUGCUGGAGGUGCUGGCACCAGCUUCAGUGGUGGCACUAGCACUAGUGGCACCAGCUUUAGUGGCAGCACCGGCACUAGUGGCACCAGCUUUAGUGGCACCGCUGGCGGCUCUAGUGGAACCAGCUCAAGUGGUGGCGCUGGCGCUAGUGGCACCAGCUAUGGCACCGGCACUGGUGGCCCCAUCUUCACUGGCCUUGGGACGGGUGUAAGCGGAGGACACAUAGAUCUUGCGGCUCUCCACAUUGCUAUCCAGCACAUGAUGAAAUCUGAAAUGCAGUCACAGGCAUUCAGAGCUUUAAUAGCAUCCUCUGUGCAAGUAGAAAGGGGAUUGCCUGGACUUAAAGGGGACACUGGAGCUAAAGGAGAUCCUGGUUUCCCUGGACAGCCAGGUCCUCCUGGUUCGAUUGGCCACCCAGGUAUUGAUGGUCAGAAAGGACAGAAAGGAAGCCAAGGUGAUCAUGGCCCGGAGGGGCAACAAGGUAUCAGGGGUCGUGAGGGCCCUGCUGGCCCCAGAGGUGAGCCAGGACAUGCAAGUUUUGGAAUAAAAGGUGACAGAGGAGAUUCUGGGUCGCCUGGACCAAAAGGUGAACCUGGAACUCAUGGUCUUUCUGGACCACCAGGUCAACCAGGUCCUCAAGGUUUCCGUGGAGAGGCAGGGCUACCAGGGGCUAAAGGCGACAGAGGACUUGCUGGAUUUCAAGGACUUAAAGGUGAAUCUGGUGAAAGAGGUCUUAGAGGUCUGCAAGGUGAAGCUGGUUUACCAGGUCUGUCUGGCCCAGCUGGAGAGAAAGGAUCCAAAGGAGCGAUGGGGCUGUCUGGACAAGAUGGUGCAAAAGGCUCAAGAGGUGACCAAGGACAUGCUGGACCCCCUGGACUUAGAGGUCCUGCUGGGCCUCCUGGAGAUGCUGGACUUCCAGGAACACCUGGGCUUCAAGGACCACCAGGAAUACCAGGGAAUCCAGGACAGCCAGGGGCCAAAGGUGAAAUGGGUCAACAAGGGAAAAUCAUUAAUGCAGCUGGCUCCGCCUCUGUGGGUAUCCCAGGACCUCCUGGGCCUUCUGGACCUCCCGGCCCUGCCGGACAUCCAGGAUUAUCAGGUCCUAUUGGUCCUGCUGGUCUGCCUGGCCAACCUGGUCCUAAAGGUGACAGGGGAUACAAGGGAGAGCAGGGAGAAGCAGGAAUAACAGUGAGAACGUCUGAUUCUGUAAGCUCAAGCAGAACUGAGAGGCAGUAUGGUGCUGGUGGAGUCUCAGUAAUACCUGGCCCACCAGGUCCGCCUGGACCUCCUGGACGUCCAGGAGAUUCAAGACAAGGACCUCCAGGACCACCUGGUCCUCAAGGUCCUCCAGGUUAUGGAAGACCAGGACCUAAAGGAGACAAAGGAGAUUCAAGCUAUGCAUCUGGCUCUGGAGUGCAUUAUGGACAACCAGGACCACCUGGGCCACCUGGACAGAAGGGAGAAACAGGUUCACCUGGACCAAGAGGGUACCAAGGUUCGCCCGGCACCCCAGGAAGACCAGGAAGCUCAGAGAGAGUGUCAACUUAUGCUGGAGGACAUGGGAUCCAAGGACCACCAGGUCCACCAGGGCCUCCUGGACGUCAAGGACCACAGGGAAUUAAAGGGGACACUGGAGCUCCUGGUUUACCCAGCACUUCACGAGGCUCAAUCUCAGUCACCUCAGGGCCUCCUGGUCCUCCAGGUCCUCCUGGCCCUUCAGGCCCACCUGGCGCAUUCUCCUCUUCUGAGAUGCACCAUUACAUCAAUACCUAUCUAAGCAGAAACAGACAGGCUGGUAUUCCUGGACCUCCAGGUCUACCUGGGCCUCCAGGAAUCCCCGGAACCUUCUCAGGCUCUAUAGAGGACAUCUCCACUCGCAUCAUUGCAUACAUACAACGUUCAGGCUCAAGCUUCGGCACUGGUGUCCAGGGUCCUCCAGGACCACCUGGCCCUCCUGGCCCCGGCUCUGGAUCCCUGACUGUCAACGCUCUCAUUACCAUGCUACAGAGAGAUGAUGUGAGGAGAUAUAUGUCAGGACCGCCAGGGCCACAAGGACCACCAGGACCACCGGGAGCAUCAGGAGGAAUCUCUGGCACUUACAAUAUACAGGAGAUAGCUACUUAUGUCUUCAACAUCAUGAAUGAGAGAGGGAUUGCUAGAGGUCUGCCUGGGCCACCAGGCCCUCCUGGGCCUGCAGGUGCAGGGGGCUCUAGCUAUACUUCUGCUACAAUUGACUACUCUGCAUUGAUAAGAAAUCCAGACUUCCGUUCAUGGAUUUCCUCUGCUGUACAACAUGGUCCUCCCGGUCCUCCAGGUGUUUCAGGGCGUCCUGGCCCUCCUGGCCCCCAGGGGCCACCAGGAGUCUCCACUUCAAUUGUGCAGGGAACGGGAAGUCGCGGGUACAGUUUGGAGGAAAUUCAGCGUCACCUGCAAGGUUCUAGCUUCAGAGGUCUUCCUGGCCCUCCUGGUCCUCCAGGUCCACAGGGUCCACCAGGCAGACAAAGUGGAUCGGUUUCCUACAGUGGGAACUUCCCUCGGGAGUCUAUCCGUGCUGAAGUUCAGGAGUAUCUGACCAGUGACAAUGUUCGUCGUACCAUUAUGGGACCUCCAGGUCCCCAAGGACCUCCAGGUCAGAAAGGAGAUCGUGGAGAGCCAGGUUACUCCCAGAGCUACGUGCAUAGCUCGAGCUACCCUCAGGGUGACCCUCGCUAUGGUUCAGACCGCAAAGACAUUGAUGUCAGCAGGCUCGCUGAGAGACUAGACUACUCCAACGUUGCUUUGAAAGUUACAGACUACAUCAAGAAUCAAGGCCUCCUGCAGGAUUAUCUGGUUGAAGGUCCCUGGAGGUCAAAUGUAAGAGCUAUUCAAGGCCCCACUGGUCCACCUGGCCCUCCUGGACCACCUGGCUACAGCCGUGUCAUUGGAACUUACGGCAACAUCACAGCUGACCUGAUGGACUUCUUCAGAACCCAUGGCACCAUCCCCGGUCCUCCAGGAAUCCCUGGACCAAAGGGAGAGAGAGGGUACCCAGGACCCAGGGGAGAAAAAGGUGAUCCUGGACGCCAGGGUUUAUCAGGACUACCGGGGACAUACACUGUACAAAUUCCACACCGAGUGCAGAAGAGGGAUACCGGCAAUAAAGUGGUUCGUCAUCAGCUGCGUCGCCGUCAAGCUAACAUUGGCUAAAAGGCAACAUACUACUGGAUCAUGUCAGAUUUCAUUUUUACUUUAGUCUUUUUUUUUUCUUAGGUGUUCAACAGUAGCAAUGCAAGUAGUAGAACAUGCUCAUUAUUUUUUCAAUUUGUAGAAAAGGACAAUUUGAGGAAAAAUUGCCAAAAAAAUGCAUCAAACGUCUCUUAAAAACAGCUUUGGUAGAGUAAUGGAUUUAGCUACAGGUGAGGGUUUUUGUGAGAGUCCGGCAUUUUUCACUUUUUAAAAUGUGGGUGUGUAAUGUUUACUUUGCUUAGGUAGAAGCUUACAUUCAAACUUUAUCUGGGGGACAGCUUUGGUUAAGAACAUUUUUGGGCAAUAGCUAGAAAUUGCUGAAAUUUUUAAUUGCACUUUGCAUCUUUUCCCACAGCUUGUGUGACUGCAGAGUCUGGUGUACUUUUUUUGUUUUGUAUUUUUUUUUUUUUGAGGAUUAUAUUGUAUUGAGGACUAUACAAGUGUUAAAUGCUGUUAAUGUUGUAACGUGGUAACCAAUCGAUGUUUCAUGAAAGACUACAAUACUUUAUAAUACUGCCACAUUAUCUUUAUGAAUCAAGCCAUCUUCCAGCCUCUAAAACCCUGGAAAUUAGCCAUUCAAAUUAUAUAACAAAUAUAUUUUUAAACAUAAUAGCAAUGCAUCAUUAUCUGAAGCAGACACUGUCCCAGUCAAGUUGCAGGUCAUUUGUGCAGCAGGAGGAUUGGGGUUAGGUGUGUAUGAUGCUGCAUUCAGGACUGAUGAUUUACUUGAAAGGUUUGUUGGUUAAAAAAGAAAAAUUAGGUUGUUUGCAGGGUUGUGAGACAGGGACUCAGAUAAUCUCUAAGGAAUGACUGAUUGGAUUGUAUAUUUUUGUAUGACAGCACACUGAAAUUCAUAUAUUUUCUUUUUAAGUGUUGGAAAGAUUAAAUUAUAAAUUGUUCCCAGAUUGUUUUACAUUCAUGAAUUUAUUGACAUUUGACAUUCAAUAUAUUUGACAGACACACAAAUAAAUCUAUUUUUGGACUUGUGAGUCUUGAUAUUUGUGUGACUAAAUUGAUCUCAAAAUGAUUUCACUCAAGGUUUGGUCCAAAUAAACAGUCAAUAUUUUAUUUACAACAAAAAUGUCCAUUUAUAAAGACACUAAACACAUUUGAUCUGACAUCAAAAAUGCAUAUACUAAGAAUAUUUGUUGUGGUAGAAUGACAACUCGUCAAACACAUCAAAAUGCUGUAACUUAAAAUAAAAAAAUAUUUGAAAUCUAUGGGCCACAUGGUGUCAUUCACAAGACACAGCCUCCAAUAACCCCAAUAAAAAUCCAGCAUUCAUGACAAAACACCAUGUUAAUGUUCAUGUCAGUAUAUAGAGAACUAAUAACAUGCAUUGAUGAUAUGCAGUGGCAAAAUAAAUGAAUCAGGUAUUGUUCUCUUGAAAUGGGUCUCUUUUUGUGCGCCGUCAGUACUCAUAAAAUGCAGUGAAGAACAUCUCUUCACAUUAUGAAAUACAGUUAAGGAGUUACAGAUUCAGCAUAUUACCUCUCAUACAACACUGGUCUCAAAAAGAGCCAAAGCUCAUCACGAAGAGCGAUUACAGCAUCAAUAUAUCAGGAAUACAUGUUUAGAAAACUAGCUGUGGUCAUAAAAUAUGGGCUUAUUUGAAAAAGAAAAAAAAAGAAGGUAAAAUCAGAA
This is a messenger RNA of Scomber japonicus (chub mackerel), 7229 nucleotides long. RefSeq names its product collagen alpha-1(XVII) chain-like. The record is from RefSeq and is a predicted model, not a curated record. The transcript is spliced from 57 exons. The coding region runs from base 189 to 5546 and encodes 1785 amino acids. Lineage: Eukaryota; Metazoa; Chordata; Actinopteri; Scombriformes; Scombridae.